Molecule: messenger RNA, 372 nt
Organism: Galleria mellonella (greater wax moth)
Lineage: Eukaryota; Metazoa; Arthropoda; Insecta; Lepidoptera; Pyralidae
Exons: 2
Coding region: 40-372 (110 amino acids)
Source: RefSeq, a predicted model, not a curated record
GACACAUCGACAUCAAGCGAGGAUCAUCAGGGGAGUACGAUGGCUCAGCAAGAACACGCCAGGGUGCGUCGUCUACCACAAGAAUCUUCCAUCCUGUCGCCGGCCACGUCUGACUCCACUACAUCCGUGUCCAAUACAUCACUGUCCUCGUCUAUCUCACGAUUCCGAAACGACUUUGAAGAGUUGAAAUGCAAGAUGAAAAUAUUUGGCGAGUCGCUGAACCUCUGCCGGUGCAUAGCUGACGACUUCAGGAGCAAGCUGACGCAGAUGGAGAGAAGGCUGGAGAACCUGGAGCGGAGGCAUCGGCUGUGGAGGGUGAGCUCUUUAGUGGAUGAUAAUGAAAUGGUGACUCCACCCCAGGCAGCAAAGUGA